CUGGAGGUGUCCAGCGUGGACGGCUACCAGGGCCGGGAAAAAGAGGUGAUGGUGUUCAGCACCGUCCGCGCCAACCCCUCCUCGGUCCUGGGGUUCCUGGAGGACUGGCGGCGACUGAACGUGGCCAUCACCCGGCCCCGGAGGGCACUGCUGCUGGUGGGGAAUGCAAACACACUU
Molecule: messenger RNA, 177 nt
Organism: Volvox carteri f. nagariensis
Lineage: Eukaryota; Viridiplantae; Chlorophyta; Chlorophyceae; Chlamydomonadales; Volvocaceae
Exons: 2
Biological process (GO): nuclear-transcribed mRNA catabolic process, nonsense-mediated decay
Cellular component (GO): cytoplasm
Molecular function (GO): RNA helicase activity
Source: RefSeq, a predicted model, not a curated record